This is a messenger RNA of Peronospora belbahrii, 5877 nucleotides long. Lineage: Eukaryota; Oomycota; Peronosporomycetes; Peronosporales; Peronosporaceae. The record is from the annotation of a GenBank genome assembly.
AUGACUAGCGUGACAACACCGCGUGUGGAACUUGUCGUAGUGGGUGCUACAAACGUCGGCAAGACACAAAAGGGCGAUAGCAAGCCACUCGUUGAUCUCUAUUGUCAAGUACAAUGUGGAAAUAUCGUACUACGAACUGCUAAGACAAGAUCCCCUCAAUGGAUGCAAAACUUUAUAUUUGGUAUAAAACAGCCAUUAGGUGAAAGUAUUAAGUUUCAAGUGUUUGAGCUGAGUAAACGUAGACAAGACAUACUGUUAGGUACUGCCACACUAUUUCUACAAUCGGUAAUACCGGACAAAAAGAUCCUACAGAAGCUGACGUUAAUUGACGGUGAAGGAACACAUUGUGGUGAGCUUGUAGUGGAGAUUACGUAUGAAUUAAAGUAUGUGGUGCCAUCUGGAAUCAAAGACACUACAGCGUCCAGUACAAAGCCAGCAACGACGACAAAGUCAUCAGAUUCUGUAUCAUCGACAAUAAAUGAUUUGUCAUCAUCACGUGCUGUAACAAAGGAGACAAUUGCAGUGGAAAAUAUUGAUGUGGACCUAUUGACAGUGACAGCUGCUGGGUCAUUAUCGAGUGCAGAGAAAGCAGAACCUGUACGGCCUCCAAAUUUCUAUGUUGUAACGGUUCUGGAGGCGACAGGAUUACUUGCUUGUGACGGAACAGGUAUGGAGGCUACUAGUGACCCGUACGUGCGCGUCACGUGCACGAAGAACCAGUCGCAGCGGACGAAAACACAGCAGCAGACUCUUGAUCCGUCGUGGCGACAGAGGUUUUACUUCCUGAUUGUUCCAGGAGAGAAGCAAUUGCUGGAACUUACAGUUGAAGACAGCGAUCUGCUUACAAGUGACUUUAUGGGACGCUGUAUUGUCGACCUGGACGAGUUCACAAAACGUUUUGGCGGAGAAAAGCAGACGUUCUGGCUGGCGUUGGAGCAGCAAACCGAGACCAAAGACAAAUUUGCGCCAAGUGAUUUGGGUCCACAGCGCACAAUGAACUACGGAAGGGGAAAGAUUUGUCUUGCAAUCGAAUUGCAGUAUCUUGAUCGGGAUAUCAGCACCUUGGAGCAAGGCGAAAUCGAUAACGCGACUGAGGUUCCGAGCAGCCUCGGGCUGUGGCACCAAGGAAGUUCUGAAGCCGUCGAAGGCGAUGGAGCAAACAAUGGAAAUGGUGCCGAAGAUACGAAUGAAGAAUACAAGGAUGGUGGAGACGACGACGAUAUUGGUGCAAGACGGAAAGAAGCUGAAGCUCAAUGGAAGCAACGGGAAGAGGAGCGUCAGAAGAUGCUGGCUGAGCUGUCAAAUGUGCAGUUUCAAUCUGGCGACUACCAGAUUCGGGCGCGAAUUAUUGAAGUGCGCGACUUGCAGUCGAUGGACGCCAAUGGCCUGUGCGAUCCAGUUAUCUCAGUUGAGUGCCUUGGACAGCGGCAGUAUACUGUGGUGAAGCAGAAACAACUUUCGUGCGUGUUUGACGAGUAUUUGUACUUUAACUUCAAACAAUUAGACAAAGAAACUGUCCAACAAGGAAGCAUCAAGAUAUCGGUGUAUGACGCAGAUGGCCCAGGCUCGUCUGCGAAGCGGUCGGCUAGCGCUCGCGCGUUUGAUGACCUCAUUGGUUUCUUUUCUGUCGACAUUCCUUACGUGUAUUAUCAGCCAGAUCAUGAAUUGAAGCGGAAGUGGGUAGCGCUCAUCGGUAGUGGGGCAACCAACAGUGAUUGUAUUCAAGGUUACGUCCUACUGUCUCUUGUCGUGUUGGGACCUGAUGACAAAAUGAAGUUGUACGAUCCUUCAGAAGACAAAGAUCCAGAUGAACGUUUAGUGAAGUCAAAGGCUGACAUUAAUUUGAUGGUGUUGGUUCCUCCGCGCGUGACUCAGAAGCUGAGUUUUUUGGUGAUUACGAUUUAUCGAGCUGAAGAACUGCCCGACAUGGACUAUAGCAUGGUGAUGCAGGGGGGCAUCGACGGCUACGUUCGAGCAUACUUUACCGGUCAAGAUGUACUGGAGACGAAAAAGGUGACUAUGAAAGGUAGUGAAAAUCUUGCAGUGACAUUCAAUCAGGAGCUAUGGUUCCCUGUGCUUCUGCCAACUAUGAGCGAUAACAUUUUCCUGUCAGUGUGGGACUGGGACAUGGCCACUACGGACCAGCUUGUCGCCAACAUUUUACAGCCAUUUUCCUUUAAACAGGUACAACGCUACCCCAAUCAGUUUAAAAAUGUGUGGACAAACUUGUACGGCCCCCCAGUUGGCUACAGCACCGACUCCAGUCCGCUUCAAAUGAUGCAGAACCACCCCGUGUACGCCAGUACAUAUCGUGGUCGUAUCUUGCUGUCAAUGCGCGUGGAAGAUGGAUCACAGUCUGCAAAUGACGAUGCUCACGUUAGGAACCUGCUCAAUACGGCUGUUUUGCCAAGAAUGCGAAGAUACACGCUGCGUACUGCACUAUUUUACGGAACGGAAAUCCCUGUCUUUAAAAGCAAUACCAACUGGAAUCGAAACGCUCGAAUGUCGCUCAAGAUCUCAAUCGGUCGCCAUAGUGUAGAAAGCUCACGGGCGCACAACCUGGCUGGUGUUUGCCACUUUAACCAGUAUCUUGACAUUAUUGACGUGGAGCUUCCUGCGGAUCUUGACCAAGUCCCCGACGUGUUUGUGCAUCUCGUGCGUCCGACGAUGAAUGAAUCACGUUGUAUCUGUUUCGCUCGCUUUAGAGCUCAAGAUCUAUUCUGUCAAGACCCUGAAGCACUAACGGCCAUUGCACCACCUGAGUGGGUUGUGCUUCAUGAAGACAAGGUGCUGGACGAGCUGAAGGACCACGAUUUUACUGGUAACAUUCUGAUGAAUUUACGCCUCGAGGAUUCCACUCAAAAAGUGCGUAAGGAGGAGAAAGUUGCGCAACAGUGGCGACAAUAUGCAAGCACAACGGUUCAGUACAUGAAAUAUGUGCUCUUCAUUUAUGUAUUCCAAGGAAAAUGCUUACCAGCAACCGACAUAGAUGGUUUACUGGACCCGUACGUCAAGGUUUUUGUGUCGGUUCGGAAGGCCAAGUCAGCACACAACGAAAAGUUUUUGCCCAAAGUGUCGCUACAAGUCUAUGAUUGGGAUCGCUACGACACGGACGACUACGUUGGAGGUCUGAAGUUUAGUUUGGCAGAUUUUCCACCAAUUUCGUCAUCAGACUAUUCCAAGAUCCGUGCAAGUGGUGAAUAUUCGGCUCCUCGUCCGAAGUGGUUCCCUAUAUGUUACGAAGAGCCUGGUGAUACUCAAGGUGAGCUGCUUUUAUCAUUCGACCUCAUCAAAAAAGACACACCGGGAGUCAUUGUAGACCCUCCUGAGUCAAUCCGGCCACCCGCCGAAGAGGUCUUUGUAGAGAUAAUGUGCCUGGGAUGCCGUGGUCUACAACCAACAGGGUUCAUGCCCAUUAACACCCCGUUUGCGAAGUUUGAAAUUGGUGAAAUCACCAAAACAAAUCAGCCCAAGUUUACAAACCCGUCGUCUAAACCGAGUGGUCGCAACCCAAACUUCCUGCAAAGAAUCGUCGUUCCAGUAAAGAUGCCCCUUGAUUCGCUUUUUGCGCCGCGCCUUAAUAUCACGGUGUACGAUCAACUUCUUGGUGGGUUCUAUAAACCUGUGAUUGGUGUUUGUUCGGUAAACUUAAGCAGAAAAAUGCCGCUCCGAGAGUCAAAUGCAGUGUACAGUGAGGAGUGUAACAAGAGCAUUGUUCGUGGAAGUAAUCCUUAUGUCGAUUACGGUGACGAUCUAUCAACUUUUCCAGGCACAAUCCCUUCCAAAGUCCUAAAAGCUCGAUCGUUACGUGUACUGGCAGAAAAAUCGGUACCAGAUAAAUCACAUAAACUCAGGAAAGCAGGAAUGUUCGCGUCCAGUAGCUUUGGAAUUUGCGACGAUGAUGAAGACGAACUUCCACAUUAUAUGCGUCAGCGUGAUGUAGUUGAUGGUGAAUUGGAAGACACACUUCAGUCCCCAUUCGAGACCUUUACACUUUUCCGGGGUUCGAUGCCAUCACGUGACACUAUGAAACAAUCUGCAGAUACUUAUCGUCCCGUUGGAAAGUUCAAAGGUAUUGUGCGUAUUCUGAAGUCACGUGAUGAACCGCCACUUUUUGAUCUGGACCAAUUUCUCAACCCGCGGACCUAUCUUGUUCGCGUGUAUGUUUUGAAUGCGUUGAACUUGCAUCCAAAGGACGUGAACAACAGGUGCGAUCCUUACUUGCGUGUGAGUCUUGGAGACGGUAGGCGUCGCGAGCAGAUGUAUAACGACCGCACCAACUACCAGUCCGAGACUCUGGCACCAAAAUUUCACAAGAUGUACGAAUUCAAGGCAGAUUUACCAGGCGCAUCGGAGUUGAAGUUAGAAGUGCUAGAUUAUGACUUUUUUGCAAUCCCAACAAUUCCUACCGGUCUAAGUAAGGCACUAAGCACUGCAGUUGGAACUGCGAUGGAUGGCGACGAUUUUGUGGGUGCAACUGGCAUCGAUUUAGAAGACCGGUGGUUCGACGCGAAGUGGCAGGAGCUUGGUAGUUCUACGGAGUGGACUGAGCGUCGCAAGCCAUUGGAGGUUCGUCCGCUGUUUACGCCUUCUAGCGCUCGUCCUCAAGGCAGCCUUUGCUUGUGGGUGGAUAUCUUAACGGAAUCUGAGAUGAAUGUAGUGAAACCACUAGAUAUCUCGUUGCCGCCUCCGCAGAUGUUCGAAGUGCGCGUUAUCGUCUACAAGGCAAAGAAUGUGACAGCAGGGGAUUUUACCGACCUGAGUGACCUGUUUGUAAAAUGCUGGUUUCAGAAUCACGACGAUAAGUCACAAAGUACAGACAUACACUGGCGAGCUAGGCACGGGCGUGCAUCGUUCAACUGGCGCAUGAAGUUUGAUGUUGAAUUGCCACUAGACCCAGAAAAGGAAGCUGACCGUGGUUGUCUCCACUUUCAGCUGUGGGAUCGCGACGUCGUCUAUGAUGACUGUCUUGCUGAUGCCAUGGUGGACCUUACGUCGUUUCUCAAGGCGGCGUUCAAAACGAAGCAGGCAGUUAAUGUGUUUGCCAAGCCAAAACCCAUUCGUAUACGUGGGAGUGAGAACAUGCCGUACAAAAGCACCUCGCAGCGCUUGAGAUACUCUGCUACAGAAGGCGCCACUUCUGUAGCUCAUUUGCAACCACCUUGUUCCAAUGAAGUCGUUAUCUCGAUUGCAGAUGGAGACGGAAAGGAGGCGGAUAGACAGCCCUUGCUUUCCGGAAAUCUAACUACUGAUGACGACGACGACACAGAAGAUGAUGAUGUGGACGCUGACAUGGAGAAUGCCGAAUCACUUGUCAAAUCAUUCAUGCAUCGUCUAGGUAUGGGAGACGACCCGGAAGAUGCCAACUGGCUUACGAUGACAACCCGUGAUUCUAACACGGGUGAUCGUGUGCGUGCUGGUGAGCUACUAGUGGCAGUGGAAAUCCUGCCAAAAUAUCUAGCAGAGGUGCGGUCGGCUGGAUUGGGGCGAGGAGAGCCCAACAAUUUUCCAUUCCUGCCGGAGCCCGCCGAUCGUCUACAUCUCUCAGCAAUGUGGAACCCUUGCUACGUGUUGGAGGCACUCAUGGGAUCCAAGUACUACCGCACGUUUGCUUCGUUUUUCCUUUGCACGAUGUUCACGAUGCUUGUGUUGUUUGCUGGACCUCUCAUCAACGUGCUUUUGACACUCUUUGAGCUGAUUCCACAACCCUUUGGAUUCAUUUUCUUUUUCGCGGUGCUGACAUUGUUAAUGGCUACUCUCGUUUAUCUGAUCUACCGUUGCCGCCGAGCCAUCAUUCGAUAUUCAAGUGGAGAUAACAAGAACUUAUCGACACGUACCAAGAGUAGAAAACGUAAAGUUCACCGAGCUUUGCGCUAA